Molecule: messenger RNA, 1717 nt
Organism: Pristis pectinata (smalltooth sawfish)
Lineage: Eukaryota; Metazoa; Chordata; Chondrichthyes; Rhinopristiformes; Pristidae
Product: RLA class II histocompatibility antigen, DP beta chain-like
Exons: 8
Coding region: 1-1320 (439 amino acids)
Biological process (GO): antigen processing and presentation of exogenous peptide antigen via MHC class II; immune response; peptide antigen assembly with MHC class II protein complex
Cellular component (GO): MHC class II protein complex; membrane
Molecular function (GO): MHC class II protein complex binding
Source: RefSeq, a predicted model, not a curated record
AUGGAGGGUGAGAGGGUCAGAGAAUGUGAGGACGUGGGCAAGGAGCGACCCCGUCCCGUCUGUGUGGAUCUGUUCUACAAUGGCCGUCCCACAUUGACAGAAACCACAGGGAACUCCCCUCCUCUGGAACAGGAACAUCAGACCCCCAGGGACACCCCCAACCACGACAGACCUGAGCUCCACUCCGUGAUCACAGGACGGGGACCCUGCGACACUGACCUCACUGUCCUGAGUCAGACCCAGGGGGACAGGAGACGGCCCAUCACGGGAUAUGGUGGUGGGUUCACCUCCUGUGGGGACAAAGUGGAACAGGACACUGUCCUCGGGGUGGCUUCACUGGAAAAUGGGAGCUGCUCCAGUGUCUCUGUGACUCCCCGUGGGAAAUAUGAACAUCCCUUGACCCUCUGGUUGUCACAUGGAGCCAACACACUGCAGUCAUCAGUGCACAUACACCAACAUAUUCUGCCGGCUGCCUAUUUAAAGCGGCUGCGGCUGUGGUCCCGCUGUUUUGCGGGUGUUCAGCGAGUCAUGAUGAGGUUUCUGCUGCUCCUCUGCACCGCGCUGCUCCAUGCACGGCAGGAGGCCGGGGUCGGGGCUCACUCCUAUAGCUCUGUGGGCGGCUGUCGGUUCAACAGCAGCGCCCGCGGGGGCUGGACCUACGUCUAUUAUGACGUCUAUAACCACGAGAAGAUCUUCUACUUCGACUUCGCCCAGAAGAAGUUUGUGGCGGUGAAGGGGUGGAUGCAGGGGAACGUGGACAGGUGGAACAAGGACGGCUCGGCGGAAGCGAAGUACCAGGGCGGGAUCCGCAUGUGUGAGAACAACAUCCCCAUCCAUGAGGAAUGGGUGCUGACCCGGAAAGUGGAACCUGAGAUCACAGUCCGACCUAAAGUGUCCCCCUCCCACUCUGGGCAGUCCGCCCUCCUCACGUGUCACGUCACUGGGUUUUAUCCUCCCCACAUCAAGCUGACGUGGCUGAAGAACGGAGCCCCAGUUACCACCAGAGCCAUCAGCACAGACCUGUUGUCAGACGGUGACUGGACCUAUCAGGUGGAGGAACUCCUCCAGUACCACCCAGUGUCUGGGGAUAAAUACACCUGUCAAGUGGAGCACAUCAGUCUAAGAGGGCCCAAGACUGUGGACUGGGAAGUGCAGAGCUCGCCUGAAUCAGAGAGAACCAAGAUCAUCGUGGGAGCGCUGGGCUUUGUGUUCGGGCUGCUCAUCCUGCUGGCUGGAGUUAUAAUGAAGCUGAGGAACGCUAAAGCUAUCCUGGACUCCAGCAGUCAUGGCCCACGUCUGAUGGGCCCCGCGAUCAGUUAACCGAGCCCUGGGCACGGUGCAGCUUCUGCCCUCGGUGACAGGAUGAACCAGCUGGCUGUCCCGCGACUGGGAUGUGACUCCGGCCCAGUGGGUAGGGAGCUGCUCCGUCUCGGCUUUGGAAACCGCUCACUGUCCACAACAGUGCAGAGGUUCACCGGCAGCUCAUCCCUGCUGAAUGCCCAGUGUGGCUGCAGCUUGUAACCUGGUGUUUGUCCUGUUCUCACUGGUGCAGGGAUUGGCCCCCAGUCUCCUCGUAACACCCCAUCUAUUUCACUGUAACUGUAAAUCUGCAUCUAAAUGUUCACUGCUCUCUACAAUUUAUAAAUGAUCUUAUUGCAAAUAUUGAUCUUUGUACCUACUGAUGGCUCGGUUUUGAUUAAAGACAUUGGGACACCUA